AUUCAAUUGUUAUGGAUAAAUAUGUUUUGUUUGGUGAAUAACCAGUUAAAUACCAAAGCAUAAACUCAGCGCAGUGAAUGUUAUUCAUUUGUUGCUCCUACGUCCUACAUCGUCCUACAACAUGGUUAAAAAUAUUAAUUAUAUUUUAUCAAUAUUUUUGGUGUUAAUUUGUAUUGGUUGUAUAUACGCUACACCUAAGGAUGAGUGUUUGGAAGAAAUGUUCAAAGCUGGUUUAGUAAAUAAAAAUAAAGAUGAAACGUCCAAUGCUGAUUUAGUAGAUAAGGAAAAAGAUGAAACGUCCAAUGCUGAUUUAGUAGAUAAGGAAAAAGAUGAAACGUCCAAUGCUGAUUUAGUAGAUAAGAAAAAAGUUGAGUAUUUAAAUUAGAUCUUUGAAUAUCAAAACUAUUUUUCAUAGUAUUUUAGUAUGCCAUUCAAUGUUUUUAUGUUUUUUCUUAAGAGCAUGCUAUACAGCAAUUUGUUGUCUCCGUCUUGCAAGUGCUUUAUAUUGCAAAUUUACGUUCAGAAGAUAAGGAUUAACUCGGUUGGUUUAAAAAUUAAAGUGAAUCGACCAAAUAUGAAACUUGAUGGCGAGAACAUUAACUGUGUUCGUAUGUUGGUUCUUUUUUAUGAUUGUCAGUUCUUAAGUUCAAGUGCCCACGAAUAAUAUUUCUAAAUUAUAAAAAAAAAUAAG
Acyrthosiphon pisum (pea aphid) is the source of this 691-nucleotide messenger RNA. RefSeq lists its product as uncharacterized. The transcript has 6 exons. The coding region runs from base 122 to 385 and encodes 87 amino acids. NCBI's taxonomy places the organism in Eukaryota, Metazoa, Arthropoda, Insecta, Hemiptera, Aphididae. The record is from RefSeq and is a predicted model, not a curated record.